CGAAUAUUAAAAUAAAAAUUUUGUUGUAUUUAUUUGUCACUUGGAAUUGUUAAUUAACUUAUAUGCAUUUUGUUAGUGUUUUUUCCCAAACGUUAUAGUAAAUUUUAUUUAAAAGCAUUUAAAGAUAUAAUCCCCAAAAAAAAGACAACAAAAAAUUCGCAAUAAACUAUUUUAUAAUAUUUAAAUCCGAAAUACCACUACAGCGAAUUUAAUUUUAAAUUGUUGUAAACAAAUAUCGGCCUAAAUUUAAACAGCAUUAUGUUAAAUUGUUUGUCAUCAUCAUCAUCGUCAUCGACGACAAAUACUUUUUUGAAAACCUGUCUUUCGGUCAUCUGUUUGUUUUUACUCUUAAUGGAUAGUGCUUAUGCAGUGGGCUUUGGUCGUUGUCCUAAAUAUCCUUCGAUGCCUAAAUUUAAUAUGAGCAGGGUCUUAGGUCAAUGGUACGAAGUGGAAAGAUCUUUCUAUUUGCCCGAAAUUGCCUCCGGUUGUACAACUUUAGAAUUUCAGCCUUUACAUCAAGAGGAACUGUCACGUUUUAAUAAUUUCAGAUUAGAAGUGGCCAUUAAAACUAUUAACAGAAUCACUGGAAAUCCUUCGGUGAAUUUGGGUUAUGCCACACCGGAAAGUCGAAAAUCUUCCAUAAUGGAUUUUAAGUUCAGCACCCGUUUUCCCGAUGUCAUAGCCCGUUUACUGCCCGGUUCGGGAAAAUAUCAAGUGCUCUACACAGACUAUGACAAUUUUGCCAUUUUAUGGUCUUGUGGUUCGCUGGGCUCUUUGGGUUAUUCCGAUCAGAUAUGGGUAUUUGGUCGUGAGCGUGAUUUUAAUGUAGAGGUGCGCACUAAAAUCUAUGAUGCUCUUAAGAAAUUGGGUUUGGAACCAGAUCGUUUAGUUUUAAGUAAAAAUCGAAAUUGUCCCAAAACUUUAUAAGGACUUAAGAUGUAUUAUUAAGAUUUAUAUAUGUAUGUAUUUGUACAGGAUAUUAUUUGUUUAUAUUAUUUUUAAUAUAGAAUAUUGAUAGAAUAGGUUUCUGUGAUACUCCUCCUCAGACAAUAAAAAAGAAGGAUGAUUUUAAAAAUUAAA
Lucilia cuprina (Australian sheep blowfly) is the source of this 1080-nucleotide messenger RNA. RefSeq names its product apolipoprotein D. The transcript has 4 exons. Bases 259 to 927 code for a protein of 222 amino acids. The record is from RefSeq and is a predicted model, not a curated record. NCBI's taxonomy places the organism in Eukaryota, Metazoa, Arthropoda, Insecta, Diptera, Calliphoridae.